AUGGCCUCCCUCAAAUUACCCCAAUUCGACGACCUACCUGCCCUGGGAGACUUCCCCAGAGGAAGCGCCUGGGGUUUAUUCGACAAAGACGGCCUGAAAGACAGACUCGGGACUCUCAAUCUCCUGACGCCAGAAAUAGUGCGCAGCGCAGCUAAUGAGAUCCAGGUUGGACAAAGUGUGUCACUGAACUGGCCAUUGGAUGGACUUUACAAGCCGCAUGCGCGUCGGGCUCCCAUAGUCCAUAAGCACAUUGACCUCAAAUUUCUGGGAAUACGGGCCUUCGACGAUGAGAUUCAUUUCAACACACAGAGCAGUAGUCAAUGGGAUAGUCUUUGCCACUUCGCACACCAAUCCACAGGGCUCUUCUACAACGGAGCGGAUCCUGCAGCCGAGAGUUUCCAAGAUAAGAGCUGGCCUACACUAGAAGCCUGGCACGAACGGGGAGGCCUCGUCGGCCGAGGCGUCCUGCUAGAUUACAAAGCCUACGCAGAACAACAUGGGAUCACGUACUCCCCCUUUGAGAACCAUGCGAUAACAGUUCAGGACCUCGAAGCAGUCGCACGGAGUCAAGGAACAGGUUUUCAUCAGGGAGACAUUCUCAUCGUCCGCACUGGUUUCGGCGAGAAGAUAGCAACUCUGGACGAGGAGCAACAGAUCCAAGUGCUCCACCGGCACCACGUAUGUGGUGUUGCUGGGAACGAAGAUUCCGCGCGGUGGGUAUGGGACCAUCAUUUUGCCGCUGUAGCAGCGGACAAUCUUGCCUUUGAAGUCCAGCCUGCCUUGAAAGGUGGCCACUCGAGUGAGCUCAAGCCCUACCACAUGUUCAGAAUGCGACGGAGUUUCUUUAAAUGUACUAACGUUGCAAUCUCAGUCUUGCACCAAUAUUUCCUGUCCCUCUUUGGUUUACCCAUAGGGGAGCUCUUUGAUCUCAAAGCGCUAUCUGAAAAGUGCGCAGAGCUACAUCGAUGGACAUUCUUUCUAACUUCGACCCCAUUGAACAUCAAAGGCCUCAUUGGAUCACCUCCAAAUGCACUGGCGAUUUUCUGA
This is a messenger RNA of Exophiala oligosperma, 1047 nucleotides long. RefSeq lists its product as uncharacterized. The transcript is spliced from 5 exons. NCBI's taxonomy places the organism in Eukaryota, Fungi, Ascomycota, Eurotiomycetes, Chaetothyriales, Herpotrichiellaceae. The record is from RefSeq and is a predicted model, not a curated record. Gene Ontology annotation, molecular function: arylformamidase activity. The coding region runs from base 1 to 1047 and encodes 348 amino acids.